GACCCCAGCCCGCAGCGUGAAGAGCUCCGCAAGUCCCAGCCCCGCCAUGCAGUGCUGCCUGCUCCUCGUCCUGGCCCUGCUGGGCGCGACCUCCGCCAGCCCUCCCGCCCCCGCCAGACCCGAGGCGGAGGCGGCGGCGCUGGCGCUGCCGGAGGACGAUGGGGACGACGGGGACGACGGGGGCGACGCCCGGUGCCCGCUGGCGAGCGAGACGCGGACGCUCAGCGUCUCGGACCCGCUGGCUGCCACCACCUACCGCUACGUCGUUGUCAACCACUGCCGCACCUUCCACGGCGCCCAGGCGGUGUGCCGCCGGUGCUACGGCGGGCAGCUGGCGUCCGUGCACAGUCCCCGCGUCAACGCGCUCCUGCGCUGCCGAGCGCGGCUCUGCACCAACCGCGGCCAGGUCUGGAUCGGGGCCGUCACCCGCCCCAGGGUAAGGGACCCGCGGGAGGGGACCCGCGACACCGCCCCGGCCCCACCGCACCCUGCCCGACCCGGUCACCUGCCCUGUCACCUGUCCCCGGUGCCCACUCUGGGUGUCCCAGCCCUGUCUCAGUGCCCCCAGUGCGCACCCUGGGUGUCCCAGCCCUGUCCCCCACCCCGCCGUGCCCGGUGUCCCCAUGCCCUUGCCCCUCUGGCAGGGACACACCGUGAGCUGCCACUGGGCCGACGGGAGCCCCUGGAACUACUCGUGCUGGUCGCGCGGGUACCCGCUGUGCUCCGGCUGCUUCUGCACCGCCCUCUGCACCAACAACGGGCGCUGGAGGAGCGUGCGCUGCCACGCGAAGCUGCCCUUCGUCUGCCAGUACUGAGGGGCUCAGCCCCUGCAGUGCCCUGUGCCCCCGGCACCCCUGCGCCCCCGGAUCUUAAUAAAGUCUCAGCUGUCAGCGCCCAUCUCUGUGCUCAGGCGCUGGGAGGGUGGGGGAUCCUGGGGCUGUAACAGGGGUGCUGGGACACCCUGGGGUGCACAGGGGGGAGGUUUGGGGACAGGGGUGUCCCUUAUGUCCUGCAUGGCCCCUGCAUGGGCAAUGGGAGGGCAUAGGGUCCCCUCCC
This is a messenger RNA of Columba livia (rock pigeon), 1056 nucleotides long. Its product is annotated as bone marrow proteoglycan-like. Gene Ontology annotation, biological process: immune response. Bases 47 to 943 code for a protein of 298 amino acids. The transcript is spliced from 5 exons. Lineage: Eukaryota; Metazoa; Chordata; Aves; Columbiformes; Columbidae. The record is from RefSeq and is a predicted model, not a curated record.